CCACGGUCUUCACGGACACGCCUACCUACCAACAACCCACACGCGCCCGGCACAAGUCCCCGAGCUGAGCCGCACUGCACUCCAGUGCUGCGCGCACGACGCCACACCACAGGGAGCAAGCAAGCGGCGAUGGUAGAAGCCGGCAGCGGCGCCGGCGCUGCGUCCUGCCGAGGCGGCGGCGUGGUCGGCCCCGCGGCGCGGCGGUGCUGCGGCGGCGGGUGCGGGCUGGGGCGGCUGGUGCGGCGGCUGCGGCGGCAGGGCAGGCAGGCGCUGUGCGCGGCGGCCAGGCCGCCAUCGGCGUCGGCGGAGGCGCUCCGCGGGUGCCAGUACGAUCCGCUGAGCUACGCGCGCAACUUCGACCACACCGGCUUCGGCGACCCGGACGCCAGCAGCCUCUACUACAGCUACACCUUCUCCUCCCGCUUCGUGCUCGCGCCCGGCGCCGCCAUCACCACCUCCUCGUCCGUCGCGGGAGCCGUUGCAGCGCCCGCCGGCAUCAUCGUCACCGCCGCCCGGCCAACCGCCGCGAGCCACUAGCAGAUCAUUAGCCUCUGUGCUGCACUGCUUGUUUUUAGCUCACCUUUUCUCUUCAUGCUCUUUUCCUCAACCUCUGGAAAGCAUCGAAAACUUUCCCGAUCCGAAGGGAAAGCCCGUGGAAUCGAGACGAUUCAUUGUAAAUUAAUAUAGUAGUAGGCCAUUGCUGGAUCA
Messenger RNA from Lolium perenne, 708 nucleotides. RefSeq lists its product as uncharacterized. Lineage: Eukaryota; Viridiplantae; Streptophyta; Magnoliopsida; Poales; Poaceae. The record is from RefSeq and is a predicted model, not a curated record.